This is a messenger RNA of Anthostomella pinea, 1506 nucleotides long. Lineage: Eukaryota; Fungi; Ascomycota; Sordariomycetes; Xylariales; Xylariaceae. The record is from the annotation of a GenBank genome assembly.
AUGCCUUUUCGCGGGGAAAAUGUCGACACCCUCCCUUUCGACUAUAAUCUCGACUCUACCCCAAAUGACGAACUGAAAAUGGCGCUCCCCGCUUGGACGCCUCAUGGCAUUCCAGUCACUCUAGCCAGCUCGAUAUCAGAGUGCAGUGAAGGACUUCCUUGGUUCAGCGUGUUUGAAGGAGCUGUCUCUAGCAAGGAGAAAAUCCUGAAAGGUCUGCGCACCGAUGGCACACGCAAUGGUGAGCACCUGGGAGACACAAGUGUAUGUCUUCAGCUCUGUAACACGAGCUCCGGAAGCUCGACGACAUUUGGAUUGAGAUCCGAGAUCGCUGAAGAAGCCAUGAGGGCGAGAAGGUCAAUUGGAGUGAUCAUCGGCCAUAAACACCCCAGCCUACAGGGACGCGAUAUCCGUCUGUCAGAGGGCGAGCGCUUCGCAUUACUUGGGAUCUUCAUUCUCACGGAUACUUGGGUGGAAUGGCAGAACGAUACAAAGCUUCUCAUUGCCAAGCUGGAGGUCGUCUCAACAGAUGCAAUCUGGUGGGUAGAUCCCGCGACGAGAGAAAGAUUAAGGCACCAGAGACGAGCCAGUGGAGAAGUGAAGUCCUUAGGAGGAAACGAGUUGCAAGCAGGAGAAGAGAUCCGACGCUACAAGGACGGACCCCUGUUUUGCGGCCGUUUGCAAUGCCCCCUCAGUAACGACAAGAAGAUUUGUACUGCACUCCCAAUCGAACGACGGUACCAUGACGAAUAUCUGUCAAGCCGCACCAACAAAAUGGACGCUGUUCCCCUUGACUGCGACUUUGUCCCCGCUGUGCCUACCCAGCCGACGAAAGAAGAGGUUGCACAGAUGUCCGAGCAAAACAACAACAAGAGACCAAACCGACUCGCCUGCCGAAAUUGCGGCCAGAGCCACGGAAUCAAUUUGCCGGAAUUCACAUUCGAUGAACUGGUUGAUAGCAGAUGGCUGAACCUGCAAAAUGACACGGAAAUCCCUCAGAUUUUAGUCAAGGAAGAAGCGGGGAUACAGCAUACGACAUCUUCGACAGACAUGUUCAAAACCCACCGCUUUGAACUGGUGGACAACAAUAUCAUCAUUAUCGCCUACCCAAAGAGAAGAGCAAUCGAGGGGCCUGAUGGAACGCGUGAUCUGUUCGACCGGGCGUGGAAGGCGGCACAGAAGGGGGGUAUACCACUCCAGCGUUGCCGUACGAAAGCCAAGAUCGAAUAUCAGUUAACUGCUUGGUUCGGGUGCAACUACGGGCAGGAAUACUUGACGAGAAUGACGACGCAGACCACCACCUUCGCGUCAGCACCUGAUGUGGUCAACGCCAUAAGGGUUGCGAUCACCGCAUUUUCUUCGCAGAUACUGGGCCAAGACGUCGAGUUCAAUGAAAUGCUGACCAUCGGAAACUACCCAAAAUGGGGAUGGGCUGGCAUGAUGAUGGCGAGAGCGACGUUAUUGGCCCAACGGUCGCAUCCAUGUCGCUCGGCGGAAUUGCUACCAUGA